AUGAGCAAUUACACAUCAAUUUUUGAAUAAUAAGAUGAUAACUAAUAUGACUAUCUUAGCAACUCAAAAGCCAAUACAGAUUUUUUUAACUCUCAAAUGAGCGAUUAGGAUUCUCUUCAUCAGGAUAAUCUAGAAAAUUAUUAUCCUAAGGGAUUUUUUGAUAAUUUCGAUUAGUCUAGCUAUCAAUAACUUCAGGCUGAGCAAGAAAAUGAAUUCAAAUUAAAUAAUAAUUUAAAUUCAUAAUCCGAGUAUCAACCAACCAAUGGAGUUGAAAUAAAUUAGACUACUAAUAAUAUUCAACCCACAACUAAUACUAGAAUGCCCAUUAAAUAAAAAGUACUUCUCAGAAAAUAAAAACUUUAAGAGCUAUAAAGAAAUGGUUAAAUAAACUAAUAAUAACAACAACAAAAACCUAUAAAAUAAUAAUAAUAAAUAGAGGAGGAUAUUCGCAAUCAAAAUUAAGAAAGCGCAAGUACUGAUAUAGAUAAAAUCAUGGACGAAGAAUUAGAAAAAGAGUCAAGCUCUCUCUCAGAAAAAAGCAAAAAAAGGAGCAAAAAGAUUACUAAAAAUAAAGAUAAGGAAUAAACUUAGCUAAAUCAAUUGCUAGAAAACGACGAAGAAUUUUAAAAUUUAGAUAAAAAAACUUAAUAAAAAAUAAAGAAUAGAAUGUCUGCUUAGAGGUCCAGAGAUGACAGGAAAAAAAAACUUUUGAGUCUUGAAGAUGAAAAUAAAAGUUUAAGCGAGCAAGUUAAAUCUUUAUAAAAAUAAAAUUAAGAAUUGAGUUCAUAAUUAGUAAAUAAUAUAUGUUCUAAAUGCAAAUCUCAAUGUAGUACAGAAGAUACUUAAAGUGAUUAUAUUGAUUAUAUUGAAGAUACUCCCUAUAUUGAAAGUAGAAGACAAAACAACUAAUACAAUAUUUUCGGCGCAAAUGCUGCUUUAAUAUUCUUAAUUUGCUUUGUUGCCAUUUCAGUUCAUAACACUAGCUUUGAUAAUACAGAAAGAAAUAUAAAUGUUAUGCUUUAAAGAUAUGAAGCUCCGUAAAUCGAUUCAUAUAUGGGAGAAUAAACUUGUGUUAAAAACCCCUCAAUUAUUUAAACUGAUUAAAAUAUGUUAAGUGUGUAUACAGGAAUAGACUAAGACCUCUUUUAAGAAUAAUAAAUUGUAAAUUCUAGAUUGAUCAGCGAAUUUGGUAAACCAGGUUCAAGCAUAGACACUUUGGAUCUAUUAUAAGAUAAAUAAAAUGAUGAAAUAAUAUGUCCAAAUUCUUAUAUACUUUUAUAUGGCAAAAACCCAGCUUAAAAGCAUAAUAUUAUAAAUCUAACUUUAACAAACUAAACAAAUUUCUAUUCAGCUUACGACGGUUAAUAUUAUCCACUCUAUUAAGAUAACUAAGGAAAUCAAAUAAAACUCACUUGUCUUAUACUUAAAUAUGAAUAAAUUUAAGGAACUUAAUCAAAUCUUUGA
Molecule: messenger RNA, 1464 nt
Organism: Tetrahymena thermophila SB210
Lineage: Eukaryota; Ciliophora; Oligohymenophorea; Hymenostomatida; Tetrahymenidae
Product: basic region leucine zipper protein
Exons: 1
Biological process (GO): regulation of DNA-templated transcription
Molecular function (GO): DNA-binding transcription factor activity
Source: RefSeq, a predicted model, not a curated record